AUGAUGUCGAACCUUUUGCAAAGUGUGCUCAGUUCUCGGCUGGCCAACGCAACCCUCGGCGGCGGCAGCGGCACCUCGACCGAAGCCUCUGCCGAUCCUGCAGCCGCCGAGACCACCAAGGAAGGCCUCAACGACUGGGAGCAGGUCGAUACCGAUGACGAGCUCGUCAACGUCCAGUCGACCCCUGGCACUGCCAGCGCAACACCACUCGAGCGCAGUAGGCCCUCCUCCCCCACACGUGCCAACUCGUCCUCGCGCCUUGCCGUCGUCGAGACCGACACGACCGACUUUGAAAGCGACGCCGACAGCAGCAAUGCCGACAGCAACGCUGCAUCCUCCUCCUCCAAACAGCCCGGCGCUAGCAAACUGCGUACGCCAACUGCCCUCGGCAAGAAGCGCUCUCCAUCCUCCCUCAAACGCAGCAAGACCGAUCCGCUCCGUUCGCUCACCAGCGAGAUCGCGCAACACAUCUUCCUCCAGCUGCCUGUCGAAUCGCUCAUCGCCUGCUCUGGCGUCUCGAAACGCUGGCGCCGCUCCGCCACCCUCAACUACUGCUGGUAUCGCCACUACCAACACACCUUUUCCGCUACUUCGCUCGAGUCCGCCCUGCCGCCCAUCCCCGCCUGGGGCAGCGGAGGCGCCAAGUGGACGCGUCGCGAGAGCAAGACCGACUGGAAAACGCAGUAUGGGCGCCAGAAACGGAUGCAAGCCAAGGACGCGGCGCGUGCCGAGUCGCUGCCUGGAUCGGGGACGGUGACGCCUUCCAGGACACAAAAGAUGCAGGACGCCGGCAUACUUACCACCCACGAGGCGAGGAUGCAGCAGUGGAAGCAGGAGGAGGACGCGCAGUGGUCCAAGCAGGAGAUGCGCGACUAUUACAAGUCUGGUCCCAAGGGCGGCAAGUUCAAGGGCAAGCGUGAGAAGGGCGGCGUCAAGACGGGCACGGCUGGCGACGGUGGCCUGUGGGAGUGA
Messenger RNA from Sporisorium graminicola, 972 nucleotides. RefSeq lists its product as uncharacterized. Gene Ontology annotation, molecular function: protein binding. The record is from RefSeq and is a predicted model, not a curated record. The coding region runs from base 1 to 972 and encodes 323 amino acids. Lineage: Eukaryota; Fungi; Basidiomycota; Ustilaginomycetes; Ustilaginales; Ustilaginaceae. The transcript has a single exon.